UCUGAUUAAACUCAUCCUGUGGGAUUUAUAAGCAUUUUGAGAAAUGAGGACGUCACCAAUGUCUUCACAUUUCACCUCCUUUCUGUAAUACCUGUGUCACACCCAUGUCAUUAUACAGAUUUGUGUCCUGAUAUGUCACAAAAACACGUACACACACACACACACACACAGCGCUCAGUGUGAAGGAGGAAAUGAGAUUGCGAUGAGGAAAUGAACAGGAAGAGUUUGUCAGAGAGAUGAUCAGCGGCAGAAGAUGGAGAUGUGUGUCUUCACCCUCCUCAUGUGCGCGUGUCUUUCAGAGGCCUUCAACAUGGACACCGAACAUCCGCUGGUGUAUAACGGCAGCGCAGCAGAUUUCUUUGGUUACAGCGUUCAUCAGUCUGAGAGCAGCACACAGAUUAUUGUCGGAGCUCCAUUAGCCAGGAACUCAACAGGUGAAAUCUACACCUGCGCAUCAGAUCUGCGCUCCUGCAAAGCGCUGCGCCGGCCAGACUCAGAGCGCGUCCGCUUCUUCAGCAUGUCUGUGUCUGUGUCGCCUGACGCUCCGCUGACUAGCUGCAGUCCGUAUCUCCCUCAUGAUUGUGAUGGAAACUCGUAUCUGAACGGCAUCUGCUACCAGUUCAACAGCGGCUUACAGGCCGUCUCCAACUUCACUGCCGCUUACCAAGAAUGCACAAAGAGAGAGGUCAACCUGGUGUUUCUGUUUGAUGGAUCCCGCAGUAUGAAGCCAGAAGAGUUUGAUCUGAAUAAAGACUUCAUUACAGAUAUCAUGAAGAAACUGUCGAACUCCUCCAUAAAGUUCGCUGCCGUCCAGUUUGCAACAACCUUCAGUACUGUGUUUGACUUCAACGACUAUCAGCUCGGCUCCGCUGAACAGAAACUGCAGAAGGAGAAGCACAUGAGCGCGCUCACAAACACACACGGGGCCAUCAAAUACGUCCUAGAGAAUCUGCUGAAUAACGUGUCGUCUGGAGCCAAUCCCAAAGCUCAGCACGCCCUGGUGAUCAUCACAGAUGGAGACCCCACCGAUCGGGAUAAUGAACAUGUGCUCGAGAAAUGUGACAAGCAAAAUAUCCUGCGCUACAUCAUUGGGGUGGGAGGCCUUGCAAAUUUAGCCAGACUAACUUCACUGGCAUCAGAACCAAAACACAACAACACUUUCUUUAUUAAGGACUAUAAAGGACUCGAAGGACUUCUGGAUAACCUGCAAAAGAAGAUCUACAACAUUGAGGGCUCAACAGAAGCACACAGCAAAGACAGACUGAAAGAGUUAUCACAAAGCGGAUUCAGCGUCAUCAACCACAAGGACUCUGUGAUCGUGGGCUCGGUUGGAUCUAAUGACUGGCGUGGAUCUCUGUAUGAAGUGACGGGAUCAGGAUCUGGAGUGAAAGAGACUGAGAUUAGAGAUCCGUUCGUCAGUAAAGACUCAUAUAUGGGUUACUCUGCUGUGCUGGGAGCGAGAGCCGGCGUCUCCUUUCUGUUCUCCGGGGCUCCGCGAGCCGAACACAUGGGUCUGGUGACUCUCUUCAUCAAGAAUGACAGCAGCUGGAGAGUGAGCUGGAACAUCUCAGGGGAACAGAUUGGAUCAUAUUUCGGAGCGUCUCUGAGUCUGCUGGAUGUGGACUCUGAUGGAGACUCAGAUUUCCUGCUGGUCGGAGCUCCGCUGUUCCACCAGUCUCAGCCGAGGGCGGAGGGCAAGCUGUACGUCUACACCUUUUCUGAUGGGCCCUUCCAGAAGAUGCUGAAUGUGAGCGGGUCAAACAUUGGCAGGUUUUCUGCAUCUCUGGCAUCCCUAAAGGACCUGAAUGGAGACAGCCUGUCAGAUGUGGCGGUCGGGGCUCCGCUUGAGAACGAUGGAGAAGGAGUCGUCUACAUCUACCUGGGUGACGGGAUGCGUGGCAUCAACCUUAAUCACGCUCCUCAGCGGAUUUCGGGCCGGUCGGUUCUGCCUGGUCUUCAGCAGUUUGGAGUGUCUCUGUCCGGCCAGAUGGACAUGAGCGAUGACAACCUGACAGAUGUGGUGAUCGGAGCGCGAGGAGGGAUGGUGCUGCUCAAGGCUCGGCCGGUGAUGUCUGUAUCUGUGCAGCUCAGCUUCAGUCCUAAUGAAAUCAACCUGAACUACUUUGAAUGUCCAAGUGACAAAGUGUUGAAUGUGUUUAAUCUCACUUCAUGUUUCACGAUGAAGGAGCAGACGAGCAGCAACGGAUCGCUCGACAAGAAGCUGAACGUUUCUCUGGAGCUGAACGUGGACGUGAUGAGAGGAAUCAAUCGAGGGUUCUUUGUUCAGAGGGAUUCAUCAUCCAAGGCUCUGCAGCAGCUCCUCCUGCUGGAUUCUGGGAUCUUCUGUCGGAGCUUCCCCGUCUUCAUGCCGGGCUGUGUUGCAGACACAGUGUCUCCUCUGAAGAUACGAAUGAAUUUCUCUCAGAGUGAGAUGUCUGGAAGCUCUGUGGCUGUUCUGGAUGUCUACAGCAGGACAGAGGAGUAUGUGGAGGUGCCGUUUCAAAGGAACUGUAAUUCCAAUAACAGCUGUGUGGCCGAUCUGAAGCUGGACUUCAGUUUUAGGAACAACACGUUAGUGGUGGCGAAUCAAGCUCAUUUCACGCUCCUCAUAUCGCUGGAGAACCCCGGCGACGACUCCUUCAACACCAGCAUAGUGCUGCACUACCCAGACGGCCUCUCGCUCUCAAAUUUCCUGACGGUUAAGCCCAGCCGGACCCGAAGCAGCUGUGGUGAUCGCGACAGCGGAGCGACAAACAGAACCACCUGCAGCAUCAAUCUACCAGUGUACCGCAGCGGCACUACAACUCAGUUUCAGGCAACAUUUCGAGUGUCGAAGUGGGAUUACGACUGGUCCGACAUGAUGGAGAUGAUGAUCACGGCCAACAGCGACAACAAUGGAAACACGAGCGCUGCGGCGGUGAGGAGGAGUGUACCGGUUCAGUUCGCUGUCGAUGUGGCCAUCAGUCUAUCGGCUGAAGACUCUGUGACGUACCUGAACUUCUCUCUGGAGGACAGAGGUCCAAAACCUCUCCGCAUCGUCUACAAGGUGGAGAAUCUGGGUGUAAAGGGUCUGCCGGUGAGGGUCUCGCUCCACCUGCCCUGUCCAACUACACCUGUGCGUUUAAGCAAACAGAAGUUCAGCGUGCAGCAGAACUCUACAGACGUGGCGUGCACAUCCUCUGAGGACGAUCACUGCGAGACGAUUGAGUGUUCUCAGUUUCAUCUGGACAAACAUUCAGUCGUUCAGUUCAUCCUGACAGCAGACGCCACUUUCCAGAGCGUGAAGGAGUACGAGAGCAAAUUUUCCUUCCAGGAGUUGAGGAAGGAUUUCUCCUUGAACAUCAGUGCCGAGCUCAACUACAACAGAAGCCGCUACAACCAGACGUCCACAGGCCUGAAGGACGACCCUCAUAAAUCACAGAUCACAGUGAAGGCCGAGUUCGUCCUUCCUCCCAAUCGAAUGCUCAUCAUCAGUGUUGGUGCAGGGGGCGGGCUCAUCUUGCUCAUUAUCAUAUUCUUCCUGCUGGUGAAGUGUGGGUUCUUCAAGCGUAGGCGUCCUGAAGAGUUUCCCUCUCAGACUGAUGAUGUAUCUGCUCUGGAGAACAGCCCUGAAGACUCUCCUCUCAUGGACACAGAUGCUAAAGACGGUGCAGGAGUCGCUGUGAAGGAGAACGGAGCGAGUGCAGACCCGACAAACACAGAACAAUAACAACACAGCUCAUUUAGCACAGAUUAGCUGUACAUAUGAUAAUGCUGGGGGUUUACAAGCAUUUGUUUACAGUCUGAAGCCUCGACGUCUGAUGUGUUUUUAGAGGUUGUGUUGUGUUGUGUUGUGUUGAGUUGUGUUGUGUUGAGUUGUGUUGUGUUGAUUUGAUUUGUGUUGUGUUGAUUCCAGUCAAUUAGAAUUUUAUUUAUAAGCCAAUUUAAAAUAUUUACUGUGAUAAUUUGAUUAAAUCUUCUGUUUAUUCUUCAUGUUUUUCUUAACAUUUAAUGUUUUUUGGAGAAGAGAUGUAUUAUUUGUGCUGUAACAAUAAUAAAAUAGUUAAUUAAAGGAGAUAUUCACGG
This is a messenger RNA of Danio rerio (zebrafish), 4065 nucleotides long. The record is from RefSeq and is a predicted model, not a curated record. NCBI's taxonomy places the organism in Eukaryota, Metazoa, Chordata, Actinopteri, Cypriniformes, Danionidae.